This is a messenger RNA of Salvelinus sp. IW2-2015, 1034 nucleotides long. The record is from RefSeq and is a predicted model, not a curated record. Lineage: Eukaryota; Metazoa; Chordata; Actinopteri; Salmoniformes; Salmonidae.
GGGAGAGGAGUCUGAGGGAGUGUGAGCUGUAUGUGCAGAAACAUAACAUCAACAGUCUGCUGAAGAUUGCAUCGUACAGCUAUGUACCUCCCGGCAGACAGACCCAUGGCCUUCCUCACAGAGUACUUCGAGAGGCUGGAGAAGGAGGAGGCUAAGCAGAUCCUACAGCAGCAGAAGUCCAACUCUCGCUCCGACUCCCGRGAGGAUGAGGUGUCUCCUCCCAUGAAUCCCGUGGUGAAGGGGCGGCGGCGGCGCGGUGCCAUCAGCGCCGAGGUCUACACAGAGGAAGACGCCGCCUCCUACGUCAGAAAGGUUAUUCCUAAAGACUACAAAACGAUGGCCGCCCUGGCUAAAGCCAUUGAGAAGAACGUGCUGUUUGCUCACCUGGACGACAACGAGAGAAGGUAUAUGUGAACAAUGAGUGGGUGACCAAUAUUGGGGAGGGGGGCAGCUUUGGCGAGCUAGCCCUGAUCUAUGGGACCCCCAGGGCCGCCACGGUCCGAGCCAAGAGCAACGUCAAACUGUGGGGCAUCGACAGAGACAGUUACAGGAGGAUACUCAUGGGAAGCACUUUGAGAAAGCGUAAGAUGUAUGAGGAAUUCCUCAGCAAGGUGUCCAUUUUAGAGUCUCUGGACAAGUGGGAGAGGCUGACGGUAGCUGAUGCCUGGAGACCGUUCAGUUUGAGGACGAGACAGAAAGAUCGGGUAGUACAGGGGAACCUGGAGAUGAGUUCUCAUCAUCCUGGAGAAAACGGCAUCAACAGUAUCACCAUUCUUUUAACUGUCAACUUUGGGCCUAUGUGUUCUGGCCCCUUCUCACCCUUCAUCAGGACUUCUGGGUUUCAGCGGCGUGCUCCAGAGACGCUCAAGAGUAUGAAGAGUUUGUGGAGUGGGAGACUGGCCCUCCGGACUAUUUUGAUCAGUGGUCUCCUUUAUAACUGGUCCCAGAUCCAGGUGGUCUCCUUCUAUAACCUGGUCCCAGAUCGUCGUCUCCUUCUUAGCCUGAUCCCAGAAUCAGUGGUCUCCUUUCUAUAG